This is a messenger RNA of Penicillium odoratum, 2364 nucleotides long. Its product is annotated as COG1/VPS51 family protein. The coding region runs from base 1 to 2364 and encodes 787 amino acids. Gene Ontology annotation, cellular component: Golgi apparatus; COG complex. Lineage: Eukaryota; Fungi; Ascomycota; Eurotiomycetes; Eurotiales; Aspergillaceae. The transcript is spliced from 3 exons. Gene Ontology annotation, biological process: intra-Golgi vesicle-mediated transport. The record is from RefSeq and is a predicted model, not a curated record.
AUGGCGCCAGAGGCUCCAGACCCGCAGAGCCUCAAGUCAUGGGCUGACGCCUUUCAGUAUCCAAUUCCCACGGUUCGCCGGGUGGAACAGGAACUGCGACGGGAUAUCGCCAGCAAUAAGGAGAAGCUCCGAGCUCUCGUGGGUACACGAUACCGAGAGCUUGUCGGAACUGCUGAGACUAUUGUGACGAUGAACAAGGAGGUCCAAGAGGUCGAGUCGAUUUUGGCCGAUGUUGGACGCCGAUGCAACCCGCGAUUGAUCGAGAAGAAACAUGUAUAUGCGCGUCAAAUGAAGAGUGAUGCAGCAGAAAAGGACACCGACAAGCAUUCAUUUGGAGCACAACUUGCUAUUCUUCACCGCUGUAUAACAUCUUUUUCGCGACUUCUCCGAAGACGAGCUUCAUUACUGCUUGUCGCUAAGAUUUUUGUCAUUUCCCGAAGGAUUCAUAAUACUCUAUCGCAGCACGAAUCGACCCCGCCAUUUCUCGACGAUCUUCGAAACCAACUUGCGUCUCUGCACCGCACUCUCAUUAAACGGAUUGAUAAACGUCUAGCCUCCACAAAUGCCACAGAGGACAGUAUCAUCGAAGCGCUGGCUGCUUACUGUCUCGCCCAGAGCCCUUCUUCUGAUGAUGCCAUUCACCAUUUUCACCAGGUGCGCCUAGACGUGAUUACCGGCCAGCUGGCUUUGUCGCGCGAAAACAUUUCGAAGGCCCUGCGGCUAUUCAUUCGUACACUACAAACAUCCAAGACCCUGCGAUCGCGUCAAUUCCCUGAUAUACUUUCAAAGCUCAAAGCUAGACCAAUUCUGUCAGAUCCAGAGAUACGCAGCUUGGAAGGGUUGGAAAUUGAAGUCCUGGGCCGAUGGGCCGCUCCAGAGGUCAUCAACUUCACACCUUGGAUCAAAAUGAGCGAACUGAGCCGAACUGAAGGUUUAGAAUCGAUCAAGGGAUGGUCUAUCCUCGCCUUUGAACGAUUCUCCCAGGGCUGUGACAAAAGCCUUGCGCAUAGCGACGACUUCUCCGAGCUUCUGUUUUUACGUGCAGAAACAAUUGAACUUUGGCUAUCAUCCUGGGGCUCAACAAUGACCCAUCGCUCUGUUAAUGUCCUGGAACGUCUGCGUAAAAUCUUUAACGACCACCUCAAACGAGUUCUGACAGCGCAGGUCCAAAGUAUCGAUGAGAUCAGAACCCAAAUUUCAUCAACUAUCUCCGGCUGGGAUAAGGCAGAGCAUAUCCCCAUUGGAUCUCUCUGGGAAGCUGAUAUGAUUGCUGCGGACUACUCGAACGGCGCAUCGACGUUCAAACACGUCAUAGCAGACCGGCUUCUCGGCCGCGAUGAUGAUGUCUCCGCGGUCCUCAAGAAUUACCAAAGCUGGCUCACAGCGAUUGAAGAAAGAAACGAAUCCAUAUCCUCUCUUCGUCAACUCAGAUGGACCGAUAUCCUCGUCGGGGGUGAAGUAGAGGACGAAGAUAUUGACAUAACGCCCCUUCUCAACGACGACGACCCGGAAGCUUUAUCUGAUGCUCUCCACUCAGCUGUCACGCAAGCAUUUGAUACGCUUCAGGAAUCAUUCACCGACGCCUUCAAUGCCUUUGGAAGCACUCACCAAAGCGCAAAAGCCACCUUCCUCCUCCGACUCAUUCGACUUGUGCGCCGAGAGAUCCCUGCUGGCUUUGUUGCACAGGACUUCCUGUUCUCUCGUGCCGUAGUUCCAGACCUACAGAAGCUUCUUGCGGCUGAGAUUGUCGCCCAAAAUGGGUCGUUAUCUCUUGUACCUUCGUCAAGAACUCUCCCCGAUUCCAAGAAGUUGAGAUCUGUCGCUGGUCGUUCCCUAUGGGAAGGGGAACCCGCCGUACCCGUACAGCCAUCUGCGAGCACUUUCAAGUUCUUGCGUCACCUGACUGCGACUAUGGACGAGAAAGGAUAUGAUCUCUGGGACCCAUCGAUCGUCAAGGUCUUGAAGGGCGAGCUGCAGAAGCACUUGGAGACUGCCAUCGGGUCUACGCUUGAUGACAUGGGAACAUGGCUUACCUCGACUAAUAUUACACCAAACCCCGAAAAGAGUGAAGCCGAAACCGAGGACGACGGCGAGGAAGGAAAGGAGAAAGAAGAGACUACGGAUCCUACGCCCGAGGACGAUGCAUCUCAGAUCAAUACACUACGAGACUGGAAGAUACAACUACUUUUCGAUACAUUCUACUUAGCAAAUAUGCUAGGUGAUCCGACCCGGCUGGCUGGCGUCAUGGAACGUGUCGAGAAGAGCGCGAAGCUAAGUACCGAAGCUAUCAGGAGCAUCCAGAAGGGCUCAGCUGAGUAUUGGAAGCGGACGGAGCUGCUCUUUGGUCUGCUGGCUGACCGGUAA